CGUUAUAAUGCGCAUGCUGAUUUAUUUUGAAGGGGCAUGGCGGAAAUCAAAAGCGGUUUCAACAAAACCAUUUGCGCGUCACACCAGGUAAACCAGUCCUCUGUUUCUGCUUCGACUCACAUCUCGGCGGAGGUUUAGCGAUGAAGAGCUUGGUGGCGUUCCACUCCCAGCUAGCCGCCAUUAUGGAGGCUCUGACCCGGGCAGCCGUAGCGGAGAUCAGCGAGCUGGUGGAAGAAAGCUAUACCGUCCUCCAGAUGGAAAUCAGCCGCAGCAGCCAGGAGAAUGAAGCCCUGAGGAGGAAGCUGGACCUCAUUGAGACCAUCGUCGCCCCGGAACAUGGCGGCGGAGGGGUCGCCGUGCUGGGCCCUGGCAGCCCGCAGGACUCUGGAGGGGAGGCGGGCUACUUGACCGCUGUGUGUGUGACAUCAUCACGAGUUGCAAAGUCGCCAAGCCUUGAGAGACGUAGUAGGCGGGGCUUGUCAUCAGCACCAACAGCAGAGACCAGAGAGAAGGAUGUUGUUGUGAUCAAACAGGAAGUCGCCAGCGACACAACUAGCCAGCUGCUUGUGGAUGACGGAGCGACGAUGCAGCCAUCGCCAGCUGACCUUCAGGGCGGGCCCUCUGGCAUGUUCGCCCCUCCCUCAGCAGAUCUGAAACCUUGGGAACAAAACAGCGACGCAAACCCGGUCGAGCCUCACAAUUUUGUGAGUGUUCCUGGGUCUCCGGCAUUUGCAGGUUCCGCCAGGGACAUCUCAAACGUGUUUGAUUUGGCCUCAGGGUCAGACGAAAAAACGUCAGUAGCAGCGAGGAGGUUCCCGGCAGGAGGUCCGGCAACCGGCGAACUGAACCAAGCCGUCUCUCUGCACGGUGACACCACCGAGCUGGACCUUUGUGGUCCAUGGGGCAAUCAGGGCCUGUCAAGCAUGCUGGCGGUCUGUCACAGGCGGCAUUCGGAGCCAGACCGCCGUUCAAUGGCGCUGGAAAAAAUGUCUGACAUGACCACGACCUUUCCUCUGGCGCUGGGCCUGGCUGCGCACAGACUUGAGGCUGUGGACCAGAACCACCUCUGCAGGGACAGACGCUUCGUCUGCAACUACUGCGGCAAACGCUUUACAUCCUCACGGAGCCUCGAGACGCACGAACGCGUCCACACGGGCGAGCGUCCAUACAGCUGCGGUCAGUGCGGGAAGCGCUUCACGCAGUCUGGUCAUCUAAAGACCCACCAAAGCGUCCACACGGGCGAGCGACCCUUCGCCUGCCAGUACUGUGACAAGAGGUUUGCUGGCAAACAGAACCUGCGCAUCCACCUGCACAAACACCACCCGGCAGAGCCAGAGCAGCCCAACUCUCUACAGCAGGAAAGAUGAGCCUCCUUCCUGGGGCAACUUGCCAAACUAAAUCUUCUGACGCUUUUAUGAGGAACUUCAAUUCUUGAACUUAUUGUAGACCUUUACCCAUCCUGAUGGACCCUACCUCAUACAAUGUGGAACCUUUUGUCAUAGGUCUGGCGGACAGCUCAGCCCCCACAAGGUUGUUGAAGACUGAGAACAGGGUUUCCGCAGGUCAUUAAAAAGCAUUCAAAGUCAUUAAAUUGAUUUUGUGAAAAUAAAGAUAUUAAAUGGCAUUAAAAAGCAUUACAUACAUACAAUGUCCAGAGGCAAUAAACAUUUUCAAACAAUUGCAAUUGACGACAAAACAAACCACCAGACCC
Molecule: messenger RNA, 1711 nt
Organism: Entelurus aequoreus (snake pipefish)
Lineage: Eukaryota; Metazoa; Chordata; Actinopteri; Syngnathiformes; Syngnathidae
Product: replication initiator 1
Exons: 4
Coding region: 141-1367 (408 amino acids)
Cellular component (GO): nucleus
Source: RefSeq, a predicted model, not a curated record